Messenger RNA from Thunnus maccoyii (southern bluefin tuna), 1770 nucleotides. Its product is annotated as prostaglandin reductase 1-like. Gene Ontology annotation, cellular component: cytoplasm. Gene Ontology annotation, biological process: prostaglandin metabolic process. Lineage: Eukaryota; Metazoa; Chordata; Actinopteri; Scombriformes; Scombridae. Gene Ontology annotation, molecular function: 2-alkenal reductase [NAD(P)H] activity; 15-oxoprostaglandin 13-reductase [NAD(P)+] activity. The record is from RefSeq and is a predicted model, not a curated record. The coding region runs from base 119 to 1108 and encodes 329 amino acids. The transcript has 9 exons.
UCUCUCUCCUCCCACGCUUCAUCACGCUACCACAAGCUUCUUCUCUCCUCACAGUGAGAUCACAACUUCUGCCAUUUCUCUGUGAACGACAACUGCUGCCCCAGACAACAAAGAAAUCAUGGUUCAAGCAAAGUCAUGGAUCCUGACCAAAUACUUUGAUGGCUUCCCAAAGGAUAGCAACUUUGAGCUGAAGGUGGAGGAGCUCCCUGAGCCCAAAGACGGAGAGGUACUUUUGGAAGCAGUGUUUCUCAGCGUUGACCCGUACAUGAGGCCGUUCAGUUCUGUUCGCAUGAAAGAAGGAGAUGUGAUGAUUGGAACUCAAGUGGCCAAAGUGAUCCAAAGUAAGAACCCAGCAUUUCCCGUGGGAAGCCAUGUUGUUGGUCGUUGUGGCUGGAGAACACACACAGUCUGUGAUGGAAAAGACCUCAUUCCCAUCAUGCCUGACUGGCCUCAAGAUGUCUCGUUGUCCCUGGCUCUGGGCACUAUCGGCAUGCCGGGACUGACAGCUCUGUUGGGGAUAGAGGAAGUCCUGGGACUCCAGGCAGGUGAGACCCUGCUGGUAAAUGCGGCAGCAGGAGCAGUGGGCUCUGUGGUGGGCCAGAUUGCCAAGAUCAAAGGCUGUAAGGUGGUGGGUUCAGCAGGGUCCGAUGCAAAGGUGGCUUACCUCAAAGAGCUGGGCUUCGAUGAGGCCUUCAACUACAAAACUGUCAGUUCCCUGGAGGAGGCGCUGAAGAAGGCUUCUCCAGAGGGAUACGACUGCUACUUUGAAAAUGUGGGAGGCCCUUUCUCGAGUGUUGCCUUACAACAGAUGAAGAACUUUGGAAGAAUAGCCGUUUGUGGAAGUAUUUCUACGUACAAUGACACCACACCCCAAACUGGCCCGUACCCCCACCUGACCAUGAUCUUUAAGCAGCUUAAGAUGGAGGGUUUCAUGCAGAGCAGGUGGGAGCAUAAACACCCUCAGUCCCUCAAAAGGCUGAUUGGAUGGUUGAAAGAGGGCAAACUGCAGUGUCGGGAGCACAUCACAAAAGGCUUUGAAAACAUGCCGGCUGGUUUUAUGGGGAUGCUGAAGGGAGAAAACAUCGGCAAGGCUAUCAUCGCAGUCUGAUGUGGAACACAGGAUGAAUUAAAAACGAUCAGUAUUAUUAACAACCGCUACAUUAUCACAGAUUUUAUACAUGAAGGACAAUAGAUACCUACAACUAACCAAGAUGAUGCCCAUGUAGCUUAUUAGUGUGACCUUGUAAUCACAAAUUGUAGCUACAAGCAGCAAUAAGGUGACCAGGCUCCAGCAAUUUAGUCAUGAAGUGCAAAAAUGUAAUAACACCGUUUACCAUUAGUUUAGGAAACCAUUCAUUCUAUCAAAAUUUAGAAAAUUUAGAUGAUCUGUAUGGUUUGUGUGAAACUAACCUAUUCUGCUAGGUUUGAUGGAUUUUCAUUCAAGGUCAGGCACAUUUUUAUCUCAAAUACAUUUUAAAAAUGAAGACAAAAUACAAUUGACAAUUUUCUUAAAAAAGAAAAAAAAACUUGUGUACAUUUUUGGGAGACAUAGCAAGGCAGUUUUAGUAAGAAAGAAGGAAAGAAAAAAUAACUACUAGGAUGACAAAAGACUGUUAUGCCAGUGAGUAUCUGGAUGGGAGGUGCAGCUCUGCUGCUGAUACUUUCAUACAUUAUUAACUGUAACUGUAACAGUAACACAAUUAUUCAUGGUACUUGUAUUUAGUGGGAGCUUUUGUAUGGGUAAUAAAGUUUUUUUUUCUUGUCUUACAA